Molecule: messenger RNA, 210 nt
Organism: Soboliphyme baturini
Lineage: Eukaryota; Metazoa; Nematoda; Enoplea; Dioctophymatida; Soboliphymatidae
Source: the annotation of a GenBank genome assembly
AUGUUUCGUUGGCGCAAUGAUGUCGUCAUCAGCUACAGUCCGCCAAAGAUGACAACGGUCAGUUCGAUGACCAGUUCAGCUGUCGCCCUCAGUGCAUAUUUAAUGAGUCCAGCUUGUCAUGCUAACGAUGCUACCGGUGGUGUUGGCGAAGCGCAGCUGAAGUACGGUCGCCGAGUCAGUUUGGUGUGGAGUGUCUUAAUAAACGAGUAA